Messenger RNA from Moneuplotes crassus, 1115 nucleotides. The record is from the annotation of a GenBank genome assembly. Lineage: Eukaryota; Ciliophora; Spirotrichea; Euplotida; Euplotidae.
CUUACAAAUAUAGAAAGUAGCCAUUGCCUUUGCCUUUUUAUAAAAGUUUAGACCUUAGAGAAGAGAUGAAGAAGAUAGAAGAUCAAGAAUCAGAUCCUAAGUUUAGAGGGAACAAGCCACAGAUGAUCAACUCUGAGCUUCAUAAGCUCUCUUCCAGCCCAGUCCAGAUCAGACUAGGAAGUGGGAACGAAGACAAAGAUGAGUUGUCAAAAGUAUUGAUCAUUAAUAAUAGGCCUAAGGUUGAAGGAGAGGUUACUUAUGAAGAGCCUUUAGUUUUCCAAAAAUAACAUCUCUAUGCCCAUAAAAAAAGUUCCUGAGAAUGUUUCUAGCAUGAAUGUGAUACCUGUGGGGAAUGCAGAUCUUAGUGCCAACAAAGUUAAAUAAACUGAUAACUGAAAGCAUCCUUGAAACAAUCAUGAAGAAGAAACAAGAUGAUCUGAGAAUAAUUCAGAAAUAAACAACAACUUACUAAGAGGAUUAAGGAUGAAGAGUGUUAUCAAAAAAUUAUGAAAAGAAAAAUUAAAAAUUUUUGUACUCAGUUGAUAAUAUGAAGCAAUAUUCUAAAGAAACUAAACCUUAGUGCUGAAGACUUAAUGAACAAGAAUAUAUUUCCAGAUGUACCUUUCUUUAGACAAGACUCUGCACGAUUGAUAAGAGCUGCAAAGACAAAUGAUAUAGAUUGUGUCACAGAGACCCUUGCUAAAAAUAGGCUGACUGUUUAUGAUUAUGACACUUGCCACCAAACUGCGCUCCAUUGGGCUGCUAAGAGGAAUCAUGCUGAAAUUUGAAAAAUUUUAAUUGAGAAUGGAGCCAUUGUUGACAGUAAAGAUUUAGGAAAUAGAACUCCACUUUUGUUGGCAGCAAAGAUGGAUAAUGUUAGAUCGGUGAAGGUCUUAUUAGCACAUGGAGCAAAUCCUGUUUCAAAAACCUUUUUGGGCCAUACUCCAUUAAAGAUAGCUUCGGCUCCUUCAACUUUGAGCUACUUAAAGAAGGGAUAUCUUUUAUAUCUAGCAAACAAAUUUAUUGAUAGGUCAGAAAGAAAGGAUGUCUGGAAGAGAGAAGCUCUAGCUUAUUUUACCUCAGAGAAUGAUAAUGGUAUACCAUUCUUAAUGUAA